Lolium rigidum is the source of this 2096-nucleotide messenger RNA. Its product is annotated as phosphatidylinositol 4-phosphate 5-kinase 4. The transcript is spliced from 3 exons. The record is from RefSeq and is a predicted model, not a curated record. Lineage: Eukaryota; Viridiplantae; Streptophyta; Magnoliopsida; Poales; Poaceae. The coding region runs from base 143 to 1552 and encodes 469 amino acids.
GAGGAGAAAAGCGUAGAGAAGGCGGCAGCCCUCCCUCCCUCCUUCCGUCCCCCCGCCCAUGUCGACACCUCCUCCUCCGGCCACCACCACCACCGCCACCUCCCCGUCCUCCAAUUCCAAAUCCAAUCCCGAUCCCAACUAGAUGCACCACCACCACCUCCCGGCCUCCCUCGCCGUGGCGCCCGAUGCGGCCGCCGGGGCCGAGCCGCCGCCGCCGCCCGAUCCCAACCACCCGCCUUCCCCGCACCCCUCCUCCCUCCGCAUCCACAUCCCGGCGAGCCCGCACCAUGCGCUCCCCUCCACCCCGCACAAGCGCCCCGUCUCCAUGAACUCCUCCUCCUCCUCCACCCCGACCAGGCCUUCACCGUCGCCGUCGCCCUUCACCCCUCCCCGCCGCCGAAAGCUCGCGUCUUCCGCCGCGCCGCCCGCUCCGGCGGCGGCCGCGGCCGCCGCCGCCGCCGCCAGGCACCUCCUGCGCUGCCUCCACCUCCGCCUCCGCAUCCUGCUCCUCCUCUCCCUCCCCACCCUCUACUUCCUCUCCCCGUCGCCCGCCUUCCUCCCGCGCUCCCUCCUCGCCGACUUCCUCUCCGCCGCCGCCUUCUCCUGCGCGCUGCUCCUGCUCCUCUGCCUCUCCCUCCCGCGCCUCCCCUUCCCGCUCCCCUUCCCGCUCCCGCUCCGCCGCCCGCGCCGCUCCCCGAUCCUCUGGUCCAUCGGCUCCUCGCCCUCCGCCUCCGCCUCCGCGCCCACCACCGGCCAUUUCGUCCAGGUCUACAGCAACGGCGACAUCUACGAGGGCCAGUUCAGCCGCGGCCGCUGCACGGGCAGCGGCGUCUACUACUACUACAUGAGCGGCCGCUACGAGGGCGACUGGGUCGACGGCAAGUACGACGGCUUCGGGGUCGAGACCUGGGCCAGGGGCAGCCGCUACCGCGGCCAGUACCGGCAGGGCCUCAGGCACGGACACGGCGUCUACAGGUUCUACACUGGCGAUGUCUACUCCGGGGAAUGGUCCAACGGCCAGAGCCAUGGCCACGGCGUGCACACCUGCGAAGAUGGCAGCCGGUACAUCGGCGAGUUCAAGAGAGGUGUGAAACAUGGCCUCGGCCACUACCAUUUCAGGAAUGGUGACACCUAUGCUGGGGAGUACUUUGCUGAUAGAAUGCAUGGUUUCGGAGUCUACAGCUUUGCUAAUGGCCAUAGAUACGAGGGUGCAUGGCAUGAGGGCAGAAGGCAGGGUUUAGGCAUGUAUACGUUCAGAAAUGGGGAGACGCAAGCAGGCCACUGGCAAAAUGGAGUUCUUGACACCUUAAGCACCCAAAAUGUUGUCCCUGGGUCACCUAUUGCUGUGAACCAUUCCAAGGUCCUCAAUGCGGUGCAGGAGGCGAGAAGAGCUACAGAGCGGGCCUAUGAUGUCCCAAGAGUAGAUGAUAAGGUGAACAAAGCUGUUGCUGCAGCUAAUAAAGCAGCCAAUGCAGCCAGAGUGGCUGCCGUGAAGGCUGCACAAAAGCGCAUCCCAAAUCAUAGUGAUGAUCUACCAUUGUCAAUAGUGUGAGAAUAAAGCCAACAUAAGGUUGGCAUGGAGCUGCUUCGUGAUUCCGUCGCAUCGCAAUACCAAUCGCCCAGCAGAACCUUCAACUUCUCUUAUGUGGGGUAAGUUGCUCUGCCACCGGGCCCAUGGCGACACCUGAGUGACUUCCGUUGCAUGAAAGCUUCGGAAUCAGAGUUUUCCGCCAUCCCUUCCAUACAUCUUUGCGGUGCCUUUCGUGACACAGCAGAACUUCUGCGGUGAGAGCUUUCCGUUGUCGAAGGCAACGGAUUGAGGUAGUUUCCUGCUGCUUUCCUUCAGUGUAAUACACCAUCCUACGUUAGAGAUAUGAUGAUUAUGUACACCCCCAGACAUCAGGAGACAAAAUUAUGUUCAGUGUGUGCCUCGCUUUAAGCUUGUAUAGAAGUAAAGAAUCCUACGUGUUUUCACGGCGCCGGCUGUUGAGGUUGGAGAACCUGAUGCCGCCCGCUGUUGUCUGUAGUAGAAACGCAUAAAAGAGCGUGCAUGAUCAUGAUUGAUUCGUGUGGGCCUCCUGUUGUUUUUUGUGUCA